Messenger RNA from Lymnaea stagnalis (great pond snail), 12482 nucleotides. Lineage: Eukaryota; Metazoa; Mollusca; Gastropoda; Lymnaeidae. The record is from the annotation of a GenBank genome assembly.
UAUAGCGUUGAAAACUACCUGGCACGCCUCUACAUAAUCAGAAUCCAUUUUGUAGCGUCAUUUUCCCUCACAUCGUUAACUGCUUCGAAACAGUUUUAAGACAGACAAAGAGUAAGUACUCAAGUAUUAUUGUUAUAGUUAUAUGAUAACAAUUAUUAGACAACCUUUUCGUUUAAUGACAGUUUCCGUUGCAUUGCAAUCCUUAAGAAUAAUGUGGGCUAGUCUCAAUCUAAAAAAAAAGCAACCUUGCCGCGUGCUCGCCACGCUGUUAUCUCAGCGGCUCGCUUGCAUAAUUGUCAGUCAAAUUAAUUGGUUUAAGGUGUAAUCAGUUAAUCGUGAUAAAUACAUAUUCGCCCAAUUUUCUACACAUAAUGAAUAAUGCUCAUUAUAAAAUAAAAUGUCGGUCUUGUGUCAAAGACUACUGAAACCGGGAAGUGAUGAUGCCGCCGACCCCCCCCCUUUUUUUUUUUCCCUCUUCAUUUAUCUGACACCCCCCACACGACCCCCACACAAGUACACAUUAAGAGUAAUUAAAUUAUAAAGUAUAGCCCAAUUUUCUACACAUAAUGAAUAAUGCUCAUUAUAAAAUAAAAUGUCGGUCUUGUGUCAAAAACUACUGAAACCGGGAAGUGAUGAUGCCGCCGACCCCCCCCCCUUUUUUUUUUUCCCUCUUCAUUUAUCUGACACCCCCCACACGACCCCCACACAAGUACACAUUAAGAGUAAUUAAAUUAUAAAGUAUAGUAUAGUAAGAAGCAAAAGCUUAAAAAGUGGCCACAUUCCACAAGCAGGUUUUAAUCUCUUUUUACUCAAAUUAUUAUUUCUAGAGAAAUAAUUUUUAAAAUUCAUUUUUACCUCAUGGAACUUCAUUUAUUUUUAAAAGUAAAACACCAUGACCAUGUACCUUUUUUGUUUUAAUUCAACAAUUUAACAAAUUAUACACUAUCAAAUAAAGUAUAUUUUCAUGGAUCUCUUGUCUUUCAUGGUGCCAUUGUAAAUCAAGGAGAACCCUUGCUGUCUUCAAAGAUACCUUAUAAAAGUAAGAAAGGUGCCCAAUUACUAAUUGGCAGAUUAACUCUAGGCACUUGGAUACAAAAUUUUAAAAAAUUCAAAUAAUUUUUUUAAUGGCACAGUUAGUUAGAGCUAAUUUCAAAUAAAAAAAAUGAAACCAGAAUCAACUUUUAUGCUUAAGUACUUUUUGAGCUAUGAAUUUUUAAAGUGUGAGUUCGUUUGGUAUUUUUUACUAUGGACGAAACCUCCACAUCUUGUGACCUCAUUCCGCUGAUCGCGUCAUGUGCAAUGACUAUAUACUUUAUAUAAGGCAACGCAUCGCCUUAUCACUAAAAUACUGUUUAGGGUCGACUUAGUUUAAACUUUCAACUUUGGCACAUGAAUAAUUAAUUAAAGCUUUCCCUGACCAAUGGUUUAAUAGUUUUUGCACACGGCAAACUCUUAUGAAUGAAACUCUGAGGUAGUACUACGAUACAGUUAUGCAAGUGGCUGUGAAUGGUUGCCAAUGACAACGUGUUGCACACGGUAAAUUCUGAUCAUUUAUAAUAUGGAUUCUACCGGGUUGUUAAAGCUCAAAUUAAAACAUUCCAGUUUAAAUGUCUUUAAAAUGCAUUCUGAAACACAAGUUAUCAAUUAUUUUGAUGUAAAUAGUGAUAAUAAAUUAAUAUUUCCUAAGUAUCGUCAACUUCCGCCAUUAAAAAGGGGGGCGUGGCCAACCCCAUGGCGAAAUUAGGUUGAGCGAGCUGCAUGACCUGCUGCGAACGCGUAGAAACAUGGCGUCUCUCGUAAGACACUUAUCCAAAUGGAACGGAACUCAAAUAUAUAUCGAAAGUACUAAUUUAAUAAUAAAUAGACACACACAUCGGAAAAUUAAAAACUCGGAUUUUUUGGCGCCGAUUGCGAAAUCCCAUACACAAAAAGUAGUAGUCUCCCUUGACUUACCGAAGUAUCUAUUAACUCUUUACAUUCCUUGAAAUUUGCAUGUUUUUAUUAGAUUUCUAGUGACCUUAAAAAAGUCAAUAACUUUUAGAAUCCUUUUCUAAAAUUCAUGAUGUUAUAUAUAUUAUUGUGGGAAAAUGCAUGAGGUUUUUAAAAAUAGUUGUUUUCAAACACAAAUUGUCAAAGUGUCAAUACUUAAAAGUUGUGAAAAAAAUAAAGCAAUUUUUUUAAACGAAGUGUCUACACAUCAGCGGCAUGUCACGUGACCUCCGGACGGCUAGUAGUUUUUAUAAUUCCGAACGAAGUGCAGUUUGGUAGAUCUUGUGUGGUCUGAUAGAGUGGUCGCUUGACGAUACUAUGAUUUGAGGAUCAAUACGAUCUUUUUUUUUUCUUCCCGUUUUAAUUAAAAAUAUUUUAUACUAAAUUUAAAUUAUGUUCAUCAGCAACAGUAGUUUCAUGAGAAGUUUUUAAAUAUUUUGUAGCAAUUUAAACAAUUUAAAAUGACAUCUUUUACCUUUAUUGGUUGCCUACUCCACACUGGCCCCAAAUUUAUUUUAUGGAUUACUGGUACACAAACUCAAAUAACAAACUAAACAAAAAUGUUUACAAGUCACUUUCACUUAAGUUUUUUUCUAUUAUUUGCAUUCAAGAUACUCAGAUUACUUGGUAGAGAAAUAGAUUUUAAAAUUAAUAAUAGUUUUGAAUCAUUCGCUGUCAACGUGACAAGGCUGACCGACAAGAUUUCUCUCGCCACUUUGUUACGGCGGUCAUGUGGCUUGGUCGCCGGACAAAUAGUGGGGGAGAUAUACGUCCGGCGCGCCGCACUAUUUAGAAAGCAAAUUAAUUUUCUUAUAUCAUAUGCAUGAUUUAGAACAUUUCAUGAGAAUUUGACCAAAAUAUAAAUUAUUUUGUAAAAUGUGUCAAAAGUGGGAAAUAAUUUUUUAAAAAUAAUCACCGCCCCCCACCAAGCAUUCACAAAGAUUAGAGGUUAUUAUUAUUUUACCUUUUAAAAAUUACUUCAAGAUUUUAAAAAAUAAUAGAGAUUUUAUACUUCAUGGUACUGUUAGUCAGAAAGUUUCUUGUUUUUUUAACAAAGAUCAAUUUACCAUGCACUAUAUUUGAUUAAAACUUUUAUUUCUUAUCAUUCCUAGUUUAUAGCGCUAGCACACUGACAAUUGCUUUUAAAAUCUAUGCAAUCAGGAAUUCUUGCAUUUAGAUUGUAUUUGGUGUUAUUUACAUUUGCAGCUCUUGGAACUGCAUCACUUUUAGUCAAUCAUCAAAUGCUAAAAUAAUUUCCUCGGUGAAGUCAGUUGAGAAUAAAAUGUCAGGUAGCUUCAGUUCAUCUAUAUCAUAGUUUUCUUUUGAACAAUCCUGAAGAGAUUAUAGCUGGCAUUAUCAACAAAAUGGAAAAGGAGAUUAGUCCAGUGCUGUUCUCUUUACUUAGAAUUGUGUAUUCAUUUAUCAACUGGUCAACACCACACAGGUCACAGGAAUGAAUUGUAUGAUUUCAAAAUCUGAUUUGACAAUAUUUGGUUUUUCUCCCCAAUAAUUGCCUAGAAAUACACCAUCAGUUUUGGUUUUGUUCACAAAAGAAAAUCCAUUUGCAGUCAUUAUUUGAAAUAAAAGAGGCUUGUCUAAUUUUCUCUCCACUGAACAUAGUAUAAAUUAUUAUCCAUCACAUCAUAUCACAUUGGUUUGGUUUUUAUCUUUAUUUACUUCUGAUAAAGUCUGACAAGUUCACUUUGCACAGUUUGUCCUCAUUGUCUGUUUCAAUAUUAUAAACUUAGAAGAAUGUCUUAUUUGAAUAAAUCUGUUUUGAGGAAUACAGCAUGAGCCCACAAUUCAUGGUAGUAGUGAAACAUUGUUGCGGUUGACGAGUAUUUUUGUACACUGAAGACUUGUAUUGUUGACAUGCACAUUAGUAGUCCUAGAAAUGUGUAAAAGUGGUAUGUUGUUGAGUUAUCAACAAACCACAGUUGAUGGAUGGUUUAGAAAGUCCCAUGGUAGUUGAAUAGGUGUAUUUUACAAAUGGUUCAACCAAAUUCAGUGUGAUACAUAUCUUGAAAAGCCUUAGAUUUUAGGAUGCAGAUUGUAUCCAUGUUAUGAUGACAUUUCUUCCCACACAUGUCAGCCUGUCUUUCUGGCUGGGGGAAACUUUGGAGUGGGAACCAGUGGGUCAUCAUCUCGAACCUCAUACAAACCUAGCCUGGGAAUGUACAAGAACUAAUAUUAUAGACCUAUAAGAUGCAACUAUUAGGGAUGCAAUGAAUAUAAAAUAUAUACUUAAUUAAAUUUCCAGUUUUUAAUACUUCAAAUACUGUCUAAAAAUCGUAAUUCAAAAAAAAUUAGUGUCAGAUAAUUAAUUUUUUAAAACACAUAGAUGUCAAAUGUCAUGGUCUUUAGAAUAAAAUAUAUCAUAAUAAUCAGUGUGACUGCAUUGUAUAUACGUUUUUUAAUAAUAAUACCGUUUACAUUUGAGAUUAACCUCUUCCAGUAUGUCAAGUGAAUUAAAAUGGCCGCCAACGGCUGUUUUUAACUUUUUGUCACAUGUCAAGAAUUGUAAAUUCCUGCUAUUAUCUGUAUUGUUUUAAAUAAGUGAUUCAUUUUUAACAAUAUAUGAACUAUGCAUCAAAGUAAUUUUCCACGUCGAUCAACCAUUUAAAAAGCACGGCGAAAUCACUUACCCCACUUUCACUUUACAACAGAUCAUCUCAGCGUAGUCAGAUUUCAACUUUAUUUAUAUCCUCAUAACCGUCGUGCACAGCGGAUUCAAAAUAAAAUGAGUUCGUCUAUUUUAAGAAAUGGCGCAAAACAACGCUAAGUCACGACAACUACCGAAAAUGGUCAGCGCCAGCUGAUCACAGCAAUAGGCUGCGAUUAGCCCGCUUCUUCCUACUGCCCGCGAAGCGAGUAUUGGAGUGCUUACAAUUGGAUUUAUCUAGAUUUUUUUAAAAGUUGUAUUUAUUUAAUUACUUUAUUUUAUGUCUAGGUGGCACAUAUUUCUUUCAAAUCGGUGGUUUAGACAAGUUAAAAUAUUUAAGUAUCUCAUGCCUUGGCAUCUUUGAUAUCUGGAGGGCCAUCCGUGUAGGGCUGUAUAAAGGUGAUACUCGCAAGGUGCGUCAACAUCGAGGAGCACUUUUUCUAUUCACUAGGGGCUGUAGUUGCAGUCUUUGCACAGGGCACCAAUUUUCCUUUGCCCGGUCCUGCAUCCAUUACGGACUUAUUAAUACUCUUCGAUUUUAGUGUUUUGGGUGGGGGGUAUGUGGGACAAUAUUCGGUCCACCACGGGCAGUGUUUUCGGCCAAGUGAAAGUUAUGGUGUUUUGGGUUUUUUAAAAUUUAGUGGUAGUGGCGGCGCAACUCUAGGCCAGCUUCGGGCGGUUUCACUAAGACUCUAUGGCAUUCUUUUUUAUUCCUAGCUGUUGUUACUGUACUAGAUCACAUGCACAGCCAUGUCUCUGGUUUACACCUCGUUAGGUAAUCCUUGGUUCGCUCGUUUCGAUGAUGCAUGAAAGUCAACCAACGCUAGGAACUUUGUCACUCUCUGAUGUUGGUGAAAUUCUAUUACAUAGCCGGACUGGGGAAUGUUUACCUUGUUCAGUAAACCUAGCAUUACGUUUUAAGGGCAUGAUUUUUUCAAAAUUUAUACACAUUUUUAUUCAUUACAAACUUUCUUAAUUUUUCAGAAUGGGUACAAGAGUUUAUAUUGGCCGUUUAUCUUAUCAUGCUAGAGAAAAGGAUAUUGAACGAUUUUUCAGAGGAUAUGGACGAAUAAGAGAUAUUAUGUUAAAAAAUGGAUAUGGAUUUGUGGUAAGUGCACGUGCAAAUAAAUUAAAUGUAGCAUUUAUUUGAAAAAAAUGAAAUUCUCCUUUGGCUCUCUUACUAAAACUUGGCUUCCUGCCAAAGCAAGAGGACAUGAUUCAGUUUUAAAUUAUUUUUAACUCGAACAUGUGACUUUGAUUAAUUUUUUAAGAUUGUUUGCUUUGCAUAUUUAUCUUUGGCUAAUAGAAAUUUCUGUACUUUUAAGGAAUUUGAUGAUUACAGAGAUGCAGAUGAUGCCGUCUAUGAACUCAAUGGAAAAGAGCUGUGUGGAGAAAGGUAUGUUGCAUUUUAGUUAGUUAUUUAAUAUAAAAUGGGUAGGUUAUUCGUUCCUAAUGAGAAAAAAAUAAAUUGUAAAAGUUAAAUUUAUUAAAAGUGUUAGAUCAAUGAAUCUUAUAGUUGAAGUCUGUUUCUUCUCAACCCUAUUUCCUUUCUGUCCAAUCUUUCUAGCGCUAACAUCUUUAAAGUUUCCCUGUCCUAUGCUGACUGUAUUGAUUAUAAUUUGUUGUGUUUAAGUUUGUUCAUGGCAAUCUUGAGUUGUUUUUUUUAUUAUUGUUUUUUUUGUGAACGUUUCUGUGUUGGGUUGUGAUGGCAUUUCAGGAGUUUCGAGGAAAAGUGAUUUCGAACAGGAACCAUAGGCUCAAUUUUUUUUACAAGUUUGGCCGUUCUUUCUUUAAUUCCUAAAAUAGUUAUUAAUUUUUACUAAUUUAAGUUUAAUAUUACUAAACUUAGUCAAUAAUUACCAUGUGGGUGCAAGACAUUGUCCAAUUAGUCCAAUAGCAAGGGUUGGGAAACACUGGCAUACAUAUUUUAGUGUUUAAUAACGGAAGUUCCUUUUUAUACAAUUAUUGCCAUGUACAGCACUCUUGCACAUUAUUAUACCAUUUCUUAUUUGCUUUAGUCAGCAUUUAAUGCAAUGGAUUUAAUAUUUUAUUUGUUAAUUUUUUCAUAUGUGACAAUUCUAGGUGGGUUGGGAUAUUUUUUUUUUUAUGAACUUAAGACUUUCAAUGGAGAGUUGAAAACCAUCAUUGGUAGUUUUGCAUUUUUACCUCCCAAUGAACUGAAUAUUCUUAUUACACGCGUAUGCUCUUUUAUUUUUCAGGGUUGUAAUUGAACAUGCACGCGGCUCGGGGAGACCCCCAGUUUCUAGAUCUAGAGGUUCAUCUGCUUGGUUAGACAAGUAAGGGGAUUGCUAUUAUAGACACUUUUUACCCCACCUUCUUUAUGCAUUUUUCUGUUUCCCUUCAGAGUGAGUGUUGAGCACGCCCGAGGGCCGCGCAGUGACGACUCGUUUCGUGACCGCGGCUUUAGAGGACGCCGAGGUGGUGGUAGGCGGGACAAGUAAGCAUCUUUGAUGGAGACAUUUUGAAAUCUUGUUUUCCACAUUAUAAUUAUGUUCAAUAUAAUUACUAUUUUUCCCACUUAAAAUAAUACUUAUCUCUUCCUUGCUUAACUCCUUGGAAUGGGAACACAGAAAAAGGCCAUGUCAAUCAUAGGUUUUGUGAACAUAGUUGAUUUAGAAAGUACAGUCAUUUCCUUUCCAUAUAUUCUGUUAUUGGAAAAAUUUUCUUCGUUACAGCUUUAACAGAAGCUACGUUUAUUUUAAGCACAAUAACUACCAGUAUUUAAAAGUUCACGAUCCCACUUAGAAGUAUUGGUCCUAAAAAAAUAUUUUUUUUUUUGUUAAGAGUAUGUUGCAACUCUAAAAAUCAAUUGGUGCUAAUUUGAAAUCUGCCUCUAAUGUAACAUGAUGAUAACCUUUUGCGUGUCAUCUGACAUUCCUAUUAGCAUUAGCAAAAUUUUAUCUGCUAUAUGCUCUAAGGUAUGAUUUUCAAUGGUUACUGAUUACUUUACUUUCAUUUCAGUUAUUUUUGUAAAGUGUCUUAAAUAUCUUAAAUAUUAAAAGAAAUGGCAUUGCAAUAUUUUUAUUUAUUUAGGUAUGGUCCACCAACCCGCACUGACCAUAGGCUUAUUGUUGAAAAUCUUUCCUCUCGUGUCAGUUGGCAGGUAUGUUUAAAUCGAUUUCUUACUUUUCUGGUGGGUUUCAUUCACAAUUUACAAAAUUUGGUCAUUUUAGUUUUGACACACUUAACAUAUCCUUUUGAAACAUGAGGUGAUCACUUUUUACUGUUAAGGAUUUUAUAUUAUUACUCAAGUUCAAGAGUAGGACUGGGUUUAUUUUGUUUUUUUCUUCCUUGGGACCGACUAGAUUAAAACAAAUAAUAGCAAAUUUGCAACCACCAAAAAACAAAUCAAAAAAUUUAAAAGACAUAUUGUUCUCAUUCCCAUAAGCCUCCUCUUCAAAGAUGAGAUGAAGUAAACAAGGGCACUCUAUGAUGUCCGGGCUUAAUAGCUCUCCUUAAGAGAUGAUGAUGAGUCUGGCUGAGGGGAUGACUCGAAGCUUUCACUCUAAACUGGCUGUGACGGGGGGGCCUUUUCAUAUCCUUGUCGCUUGCCUGCCAGGUCGGGCCUGGGGGAUAGGGUACCAUACCAGAAUAACGUCCUGUGAGAGCCAGAAGAGAUAGUUUGUUUUAAAUAAUGGAUUUGAUCCUAUGCCAACCGUCGUAAAUGUAUUAGGUAAAGAGUGGUACCGACAUCAGUGAUGUCCAUUUUCGCCCAUCUGAAAAUUGCUGUUGCCUGCUGUUGGAACACCUGGUAGUCUUUAUUAUGUCGAUGUGUAGUUGUAAGUGAUGAUGAGUGAAGUGAGUCGUAUGCCAAAAGACGAAUAGUGCACAGACGACCCCCUGGCCUGCGUGAGUUCUUUAGGGCUCCUUAGACUGACUGACUAGGGCCAUUGCUUGUUCAAAAUUAUAGAGGUAAUCUACUUUGCACUUAAAAAGUGUUACUGGUAUCUUGAAAUGGGUUUGGGCACUGUAUCAGCUUUUUAAGUUUUCCCAUCUAGAUAUAUUCAAAUUUCUGUGAUUUAAUUAUUCACAUCCCCAGUCUUUCUUGUAGAAUAACAUAAACAUUUUAUUUUUUAAUGGCCCCUAGUGUCUUACAAUGAGUGAAUACAUUUAAUUGGAGGCUUUUUAUUCAUGAGUACUGUCAUACUAUUUGGAACCUCCAAUGUUGGAAUGUAUUUUUUAAAUAUUUAUUAACAGUUAAGCUAUAAUCCAACUUGUAAUUGAGACUACUCAUCCAAAACUGAAGCAGCUUUAAUGCUUGGUAUUAGGAUUAAGGGUGACAAGCAUUUGAUUGGAGUUUGCAGCUUGCAGUUUUUUCAAUAUAUGUUUUGUUGCUUGUACGAAACUUGGACAGCAGAUUUGGGUUUGCCCAAUUAACAGUUGUUUUUUGUUGUUUUUUUGUAUUGAAUGCAUUCAACUCAUUAGCAUGUUCAUUUUAUCAUUUGUUUAAUUUGAAGGAUCUUAAGGACUAUAUGCGUCAAGCCGGAGAGGUAACAUAUGCGGAUGCCCAUAAAAAACACAGAAAUGAGGGGUGAGUUUGGUUUCAAUGACUUGUUACAAACUGCAGCAUUGUGAUGUACCAUCUUUCGGGGCUGACAUUGAUGAUGCCAAUCUUAACUGAAUGCUGUUUUUCCUUAACUUAUUUUAUAUUUGUUUUAUUGUUUGGUUUAAUAUAGCUACAGUUUAAAAAAAAUGAAUCCAUGAGGUGCUGUGAUCAUUUUUCAGCAUAUUUUUAGAUCAUGUCUCCAUAUCAUCAAGGGUUUAAUAACUUUGAUAUGUGUCAGAGGCCCAUCUUAGUAUGUUUAUAUUCUCAGUAUAUAUUCUGAUUAAACUGGAUAAGGGGUAUACAUGACUUUGGGACUUGUAGUGAGAUAAGUUAGGUGAUUAUGUCUUUGUCUUGUUGUGCUAUUUUACUCUUGAGGCAUUGUUGUUUUCAAAGGCUAGAUUGGAUACAAAUUCGACAGUAUUUUAUUUUACAAAGAACUAUAGUGUUUGUAAGUCUGACUAUUGAAAGCUCUUAAUAGUUUUGUAAAGGUGUAUUGCUUAUAUUAAUACAUUAUUUCCCCACAUUUGUUUUCACGAUUUGCUUUCUUCCCCUUCACAGGAUUAUUGAAUUUGCUACGGCUGCUGACCUAAGGAAUGCCAUUGAAAAGUUAGAUGGUACUGAGAUAAAUGGUCGUAAAAUCAGGCUGAUUGAAGACAAGCCUAGAAAACACAGGUUUGUUUUGUGACACUAUGCCCUCCCACCUUCUAAGAUCAUUUAUAGUUACAGCAUAAUGAUGUUCCAUCUUUCGGGGCUGAAUAUGAUGAUGCCACAAUCUCCUGAAUGCUGAAUAAAUUUUUGUAUAUUGGUUUGUGAAGAGUCUUUUUCCCUAUGGAUGUGCCCUGAAAAGCUACUCUCAAUUUUACUGUUUAUAAAGCAACGGAAUCAUACAUUCUUCCACACCUGAUGUCGUGAUUUAAAUUUUAAAUAACUGAAUUCUGUUUCACUUACAAUGUGUGUGUUUUAUUUUGGUGCUCCCAUCUGGCACGUUUGUCGGAAGUUGCAAAGGUUUAAGCCUAGAAAACACAGGUUUGUUUUGUGACACUAUGCCCUCCCACCUUCUAAGAUCAUUUUAUAGUUACAGCAUAAUGAUGUUCCAUCUUUCGGGGCUGAAUAAGAUGAUGCCACAAUCUCCUGAAUGCUGAAUUUUUGUAUCUUGCUUUGUGAUGAGUCUUGAUAUCAUAUUGAUUCUGGUAAACUGUUAGCUCAUUCCCUAUGGAUGUGCCCUGAAAAGCUGCUCUCAAUUUUACUGUUUAUAAAGCAAUGGAAUCAUACAUUCUUCCACACCUGAUGAUGUCGUGAUUUAAAUUUUAAAUAACUGAAUUCUGUUUCUCUUACAAUAUGUGUGUGUUAUUUUGGUGCUCCCAUCUGGCACGUUUGUCGGAAGUUGCAAAAGUUAAGCCUAGAAAACAGUUUGUUUUGUGACACUAUGCCCUCCCACCUUCUAAGAUCAUUUUAUAGUUACAGCAUAAUGAUGUUCCAUCUUUCGGGGCUGAAUAAGAUGAUGCCACAAUCUCCUGAAUGCUGAAUUUUUGUAUCUUGCUUUGUGAUGAGUCUUGAUAUCAUAUUGAUUCUGGUAAACUGUUAGCUCAUUCCCUAUGGAUGUGCCCUGAAAGCUGCUCUCAAUUUUACUGUUCAUAAAGCAACGGAAUCAUAAAUCCUUCCACACCAGAAUGAUGUCGUGAUUUAAAUUUUAAAAUAACUGAAUUCUGUUUCACUUACAAUGUGUGUGUUUUAUUUUGGUGCUCCCAUCUGGCACGUUUGUCAGAAGCUGCAAAGGUUUUGUGACAAUAUGCCCUCCCACCUUCUAAGAACAUUUUAUAGUUAACAGCAUAAUGAUGAACAGCAUAAUGAUGUUCCAUCUUUCGGGAUUGAAAAUAAAUGAUGCCAUAAUCCUCUGAAUACUGUAUAAAUUUGUGUCCAUUGUUUGGUGAUGAGUCUUGGUAUAAUAUUUAUUCUGUUGGCACCUGACAGCCAGCCACUAAUUUUUGUUCUUAAUUUUUAUAGCAACAGACUCACAUGUCCUUCCCCAUUUUAAGAGAAAAAAAAAAUUACUUUCAAUAUGUGUGCUUUAGUGUGGUUGCCCCUAUUUCUAACACUUUGAAGCUAAAAAAGUUUGGUUUAUUGCUGUUAAUCUUUUUCUUGUAGCUAAUGCAUUUUUAGAAGCAACAAAACAUAUAAACCAAGUUACUCCAGAAUAUUUAUAACUGGCAGUGUGAUAGCCGUAUAGAAUGAGUUAAUAACCAAUUUGACUCGUAAAUAUUCAUGUUAUUUAUUAACUUCCGUAACGGUCAUCAGAUAUCUAUUAAUUACCUGUAGCACUAAAUCUGUACUAAAAAGGGUUGCCACUCUCUGUUUAGUACUACCGGUUUGCAAUUUCAUUGUCAUCAAAUUAUUUUAUUUCUACAGCCGCUCUAGGAGUAGAUCUAGAUCCAGAAGUCGUCGUAGAAGUCGAUCAAGGAGCGGAAGUCGGUCAAGAAGUAGAAGUCGUAGUAGGUCUCGAAGCGAUAGUAAAGACAAAAAGUCCAAGAGCAGAUCUGCAAGUCCAUCCAGGAAGAAGUCGACCUCAAGAUCUAGGUCACGUUCACGUUCUAGAUCUCAAGACAAGGAAAAUGGAGAUCAAGAUGGUGAUAGAAUUAAUGAUGAUUGAAUGUAUGGGUAAAUGGCUUGUCUGUAUGAUUUAAUCAAUUGGAGUAUGGAAGGUUUUUUUAAUGUAAAAAUUUUAUCUUGCUCUUCAUCUUUAACUGAAGAACGAACCUUCUAAAAUUCAUACAUUUCAUGAGAUGGUUUUUGCAUCCAUUGUAAUUAUGUUCAAUUAAGGUAAUCAACUUUUCUGUAGAGUGGUGAAUGUGUGUGGAUGAGUAAACUGGUGAUUUUUUGAUUUUUUUAAAAAUCAGACUCAUUACAUAAAGUACAUUAGUGAACAGUUCCUGGGUAGAUGAUGUAAAAGUUCACUAUUGACAAAAAUAUUUUAAAAUUUUCUGUUUCUUGUUGCUAACAGCAGGUUGAUGAGUUGCAUUCUUUGUUUUCCAAAGAUAGAUUUGCAUUGGCCCAUGAAAGCUAUUGCUUGUGUUGGUGUGACUUAAUUUUGAUGUUACAAUGUGUAGAAAUGACAGUAUGCACCUUGGUAAUGUUUAAAUUUUAAAGAUUGAUUUUGUUAAAAUCUAUUCUGGUGUCUAAUUGAGCUGUAAUGUGUAUAGAUGUUUUAUGAUUGUCCCAAGUCUUGUAUAUUAUUUCAUGAUUACAUAAUAAAUGCAUUGAGAAUUA